AUGGAUGCAGGACUACUACUCACCUGGACGAAGAUGCCACUACCCGGGCAUUCUAUGGCAGUUACGAAUCGAGCGUAUGUGGCUCCGACCACUUUCCAGAAGCUGAUCGCAGAUUCGAGUUCAACUCCGCUGGUCGAGGUCAACCGCUGCGUUUUCAUGCUGGGGCAACAUGCCAUGCCCGAGGAUUGCAUAGCUUUCUCCGACUACCAGCGUACCUUGGCACGGGUCGGUCUCGAGAAGCAGGUGCGGGUGAAGCCGUUUGAGGUACCACCGGAGUUCUUCUUGGCCUCCUGCUCCAUCGAGGUCUCCUUCCCACGGCUUCCACCAGCAGAUGCAAGGAGGAUCGAGAUUUUGGAUUCCGACAUUGAAGAGGAGUUCCGGAAGAGUUUCACCAACCAGGCAAUGGCCUGCAGCCAGCUCUUGGCGCUGCAGGUGAAGGGGACACUUCUGAAGCUGCAAAUCCGAAGCGCCCAGCCUGUAGACUUUGGCAGUGGGGCUGCCAAGCACGAGCUCAGCAGCGUGGGCCUAGUGAGUGACCAGACUUUGGUGAGCUUUUCCGCAGCGCCUCAGGCAUCCGGCAAGCUCUUGGUUCUAAACAACUCCAGCCAACAGAGGACCAUCUUCCAGCCCGACUUCUCCUUCGAGGAGCUGGGGAUCGGUGGCCUGUCCCGUGAGUUCGGUGACAUUUUCCGCCGGGCCUUCGCAGCACGGGUCUUUCCACCCAGAGUGGUCAGGGCAAUGGGAAUCAAGCAGGUCAAGGGCAUGCUGCUUUACGGGCCUCCGGGAACGGGAAAGACGCUGCUCGCACGCCAGCUUGCUAAGUUCCUCAAGGCUGUCGAGCCGAAGAUCGUGGCAGGACCCGAGCUCCUCGACAAGAUGGUCGGGGAGACCGAGCGUAAAGUCCGCAUGCUCUUCGCGGAGGCAGAGGAGGACUACCGCACCAACGGCGAGAACGCACAGCUUCAUGUCAUCGUGCUGGAUGAGAUGGACUCUGUCUGCAAAACUCGUGGCUCCAGCCGAGACAGCACCGGCGUCUCGGACAACAUCGUGAACCAGUUUCUGUCGAAGAUUGAUGGCGUCGAGGCUCUAGAUAACGUGCUCCUGAUCGGGAUGACCAACCGCAAAGAGCUCUUGGACCCAGCGCUCCUCCGUCCGGGACGCCUGGAGCUUCACGUGGAGAUCGGCCUUCCCGACGAGGCCGGUAGGCUCGAGAUCCUCAAGAUUCACACGGCCAAGCUGCAAAAGGGGCGGUUCCUUGACGCCGGCGUGUGCCUGCAGGACCUGGCUACCCGGACACGAAACUUUUCCGGUGCGGAGUUGGAGGCCCUGGUGCGUGCAGCCGUGGCUUCUUCCAUGAGCCGGAAAGUGGACGUCCACAACCUGAACUCCGCGAAGGAUCUGGAUAGCAUCGUGGUGACUGCCUCCGACUUCCAGCUGGCCUUGCAGGAGGUCCAGCCGGCCUUCGGGCAGGACACGGGUUCGCUGGAGGAGUCGGCGGCGAGAGAGGGCAUCAUUCCCUUUGUGCCCGCUUUCACACACCUGUUGCAGAAGCUGGAGGGUUACGUCUGCCAAACCCGCUCGAGUCCUGGCCCGCUGCUUUCGACCACGCUCCUCCAUGGAAUGCAUGGGAGUGGGAAGUCGGCACUGUCGGCACAUGUCGCGAAGCUGUCCGACUUCCCCUUCAUCCGCCGCAUUUCUGGGGAAAGCCUUGCUGGAGAGACAGAGCAGAUGAAGCUCCAGACCAUUAGGCGCACCUUCGAGGAUGCACACAAGUCUCCGCUGUCCCUGAUCGUGCUGGACGAUAUCGAGCGGCUCAUUGACUACGCCUGCAUCGGCCAACGCUUUUCCAACAAUAUCCUGCAGCUGCUGUUUGGCCUUCUGAAGAAGAAGUCCGAGAAGGGCUACCGGAUGAUGGUGAUUGGCACCACCUCGGAGCUCGGCUUCCUCCGAGAGGUCGGCCUGCAUCGGGCUUUCGGCACGGCGCUGCAGAUCCCGGCGCUGGCGCAGCGGAGCGCCUUUGAGGCGGCGCUCCGCACCCGCCGGGGCUUCAGCCCAGAGCUCUUCGGUCGCAG
Molecule: messenger RNA, 2072 nt
Organism: Symbiodinium necroappetens
Lineage: Eukaryota; Dinophyceae; Suessiales; Symbiodiniaceae
Source: the annotation of a GenBank genome assembly